Anopheles nili is the source of this 642-nucleotide messenger RNA. RefSeq names its product 6-pyruvoyl tetrahydrobiopterin synthase (gene purple). Gene Ontology annotation, biological process: tetrahydrobiopterin biosynthetic process. Gene Ontology annotation, molecular function: 6-pyruvoyltetrahydropterin synthase activity. Gene Ontology annotation, cellular component: mitochondrion. The coding region runs from base 45 to 569 and encodes 174 amino acids. Lineage: Eukaryota; Metazoa; Arthropoda; Insecta; Diptera; Culicidae. The transcript is spliced from 3 exons. The record is from RefSeq and is a predicted model, not a curated record.
UGCUUAGUAUUCACUUGUGACUUGCCAAGUGCUACGUAGCAAAUAUGUCGGUGCGACCCCAGGUUUAUUUAACUCGCAAAGAAUGUUUUAGUGCAUGCCAUCGACUGCAUAGUCCAUUUCUGAGCGAUGAAGCAAACCAACAGGUGUACGGAAAAUGCAAUAAUCCCAACGGUCAUGGACAUAAUUAUACCGUGGAGGUCACGGUACGGGGUCCGGUAGACACAAAGACUGGCAUGGUAAUGAACAUUACCGAUUUGAAGGAGUACAUGGACCAGGCUAUCAUGAAAAAGCUUGACCAUCUCAACCUGGAUAAGGAUGUGCCAUACUUUAAGAAUCUUGCAAGCACUACGGAAAACGUGGCAAUUUUCAUUUGGGAUAGCUUGAAGCUGAUCAUGAAAAAACCGGAACUACUGUACGAGAUAAAGAUAUACGAAACGGAUAAGAAUUCCGUAAUUUAUCGUGGUGGAAAACAGUCGGAUGGACAUCAGCAUGGACAUAAAAUGCAGAAGAAAUGUUUCAUGGAUUCAUGUGAAAAUUCGUCGAAUUUAUCGUCUGAUUCCGACGGUUAGAAACAAGCACAAACCUGCCAACUGGCAUGAACACUGUUACAGUAUUCUGCGUACAUGUUAUACAUUGCGGAGU